AUGGCUUUUUCUUGGUAUCGCCUAGCUGUGCCGCUUUGUUUUGCGAUGUUAUCGGUUAUUGUCGCUAUCAUUGGACACCAUCAGGCGAUGCCGCCUCCUCUGCCCGCCGCCCUUGGUGUGUGCACUCUGGUCGGGAUGGCACUCAUUAUGAGGGACAUAAGCUCGAAAAUGAAAGGUGAAAACCGGACGUGGAGCGGUCUACUCGGUCAGUAUCUGGCGUUGAAGGGAAUGGGCUGGCUGGGCAGGCGACAGAGAAAGAAACUCGAAGCCGAUACACUCAACGUGAAGCGGGUCCAAGAGGAAACUCUGCUGAAGCGCCUGCACAAACACGCCAACACAUGUUAUGGAAGACGGUAUGACUUCAACUCAAUACAAGACAGUGAUGGCUUCCGGGCGUGUCACCCCAUCACCACAUACGAGCACUACCGGGAGCUCAUCAGUUGCAUCGCGGCAGGAGAGGAGAAGGUGAUCAUUGCUGAGAAGCCGCUCAUCUUGGCCAUGACCUCUGGGACGUCGGGAGCCAGCGCCAUGCUACUCAGCACCAGAGACACCAACUCUGAGUUCUUCCUGCAGGGAGUGACUGUGUGCUUGGAUGCCAUGGGAGGAGCAUUUCCUGCGACCGACAGUCUACAGCGCACCACCAAGUUCUUCUAUUCACCUACUUUUCGCCAGUCUGAGGCCGGUAUUCCCAUCGGACCAAACUCCUCCACACCAGCCUCCUCGCGUCACAUGCUCAACCUCUACACCACCCCAGCACCCGCCUUUGAGGUUCCUAGUGAGAAAGACACCCUCUACCUGCAUCUCCUGUUUGCUCUCAAAGAUCCCAGCGUGGGAACACUGGAGUCCAACUUUGCUUCCACAGUCUUCUAUGCUUUCAGUGCUUUACAAGAUCGCUGGCAGGAGCUUGUUGAGGACAUUGAACAAGGGAAGGUCAGCAGUGCUUUGGCUCUGGAGCCCAAAGUGAGGUGCAGGCUCGAGGCUCUGAUGAAGCCAGACCCAGAGAGAGCCGCUCAGCUCCGGGCCCACUUCCAGGACGGCUUCCGUGGGAUAGCCAGGCGGCUGUGGCCUCACCUCCACCUAGUGCUGGCAGUGGACUCGGGCUCCAAUCAGAUCUAUGGGGAAAUGCUGAGGGAGAGCUACUGCCAGGGAGUGCCUUUCUAUUCGCCUUUCUACGCUGCUACUGAAGGUCUAAUAGGGGUGAACCUGUGGCCCCAGGAGCCAAACAGACACUACAUGCUGUGUCCUCGUUCAAUGUUCUGUGAGUUCCUGCCAGAGAGCAGCCUGGAGGAGGAGACGCCUCGCACUCUGCUGAUGGAGGAGGUGAAGAAGGGACACAACUAUGAGCUCGUCAUCACAAACGCUUCUGGACUGUUCAGAUAUCGCAUUGGAGACAUUGUGAAAGUAGUUGGAUUCCACAACCAGUGUCCCAUAGUUGAGUUUCAGUACAGACGGGGUCAAAUGUUGAGUGUACGAGGGGAGAAAGUGUCUGAGGCAUUGUUCCUUAACGCUUUGAAGAAAGCUGUUGCUCAGUGGCCGGGAGUUCAGCUGGUCGACUACUGCUGCGCUGAGAGCGGCAUCAUGGGGGAUUCAAUAGGCGGCUCAGAUCCUCAUUACCAGGUCUUUAUCGAGUUGAAAGGUGUUAGAAACCUCACAGAGAAACAGCGAUACAAGUUGGACAUCUGUCUCCAGGAGGACUCGGUGGUCUACAAGUCUUUCCGUAUCAAAGGCAGCAUCGGACCAAUGAGGGUGCAACUGGUGGCGGAGGGUGCGUUCAAAGAACUUCGCAAGCACAUGAUGGCCUUCUCGAGCACCUCACCCAACACCUUCAAAAUGCAACGAGUGCUGCGAAGGAAAGAGUUUGCUGACUUCCUCUUGGGAAAAACCGUCUCCUGAAACCUCCUGUUGUCGUGGAGAACAAUUCAAAGCUUGUGGACUCUGACUGUGGUGAGCACUGACUGACCGGCCUUUUUUUAAAUAUAUAUAUAAUUAAUUAGGUGAUUAAUUGUGCCUUUGGGAACUCCUAAACACAAAACAUUUUUGUACUUUUGACAAUUAAAAAUGAUCAUCUGACUGUUUUUAUUUUCUCAUAUAAACAUUAAACAUAUUUAUAAUUGUAUUAAAGUGAACUACAACUAAACUGUUAUUGUGGAAUUGUUUAAUUCCAUAAAAACGCUAUUUAAAUUCUCUCUUUAUGUUAUUAUUGUGUUGCCUUAAUAUUAGUGGGGUAAUAAUCUUGAG
Messenger RNA from Etheostoma cragini (Arkansas darter), 2238 nucleotides. RefSeq names its product GH3 domain containing (gene ghdc). Lineage: Eukaryota; Metazoa; Chordata; Actinopteri; Perciformes; Percidae. The coding region runs from base 1 to 1893 and encodes 630 amino acids. Gene Ontology annotation, molecular function: acid-amino acid ligase activity. The record is from RefSeq and is a predicted model, not a curated record. Gene Ontology annotation, cellular component: cytoplasm. The transcript is spliced from 11 exons.